AUCCAUUGUUUGGAUUUUUGGGGGGAAUUAACUGGCGAAUAAAGGGGCCAUUUUUCAUCUUUAAUUUAGAUACAGAAAUGAUUACACAGUCAUAUUGCAGAGAAGAAACUCAACUAUUAAUUCAUAGUCAAGUUUCUACGAUUCGUGCUCUUGGAUAACACCACAGUUAACGUUGAUAAAAAGAAAUGCUAUACGUCAUCAUAUUCGCAUAAGUCAACGCCGAGCGCAUUCGUGCUUGUUAUGACUUUGAAUGGCACAUGCUCCGACUACCUGGUUGUUAAUAUGUCGUUCAACAGUUAUACUUUGUGAAGCUUACAUGCAGUUGUCUACACAAAUAUUACGACCUACGAUGUCUACAGGCUUAGUUCCGAACAUGGAAAGUUGCAAAGCAAUUAGCGGAACAGAACUUUUAUCAGUUUAAAUAACAUGAACACGCAUGCGAUUUAUUUUAUGUUUUCCAAUGGUAGAGUGAAACAAAGACGACGAAUUCUGCAACAUGUGCCCAAUCUGCUUCCUCGCCAAAUUUGACAAGUAUCUGCCGUCAUUUGAAAUGGUUAAACUCCUCCCAGUGCGAUUCCAACUGUGAACGAUUUAUUAUCAGAUUUGAUCAACCGUUUGCGCAGAUAGGUUUAGGAAGGACCUUAUCAUGAUAAAGGGAUGGGAUCAGACACCAGGCCAUAUGCGGACUUCUCAUGUGUCGCAUAGCUCCUCUUGGGUCGUACUGUAACUGAUAAGGAUCGGCGACAUACAUCAUAACAAGCGAUGCAAUCAAAUUACGAUCAACCAAGGAAUCGUUCGGAAACAAAAGCACGAGCCUGAUUGAAAAUCUGACACUUAUCAAACAUCAACAUGAAGAUGAUCAGUUCAAAUAGCUUGCGCAUGCGCUGUGCCUUUCGGUAUCUGUUCGCCAUUUUUGUCCUCAUCCUUGUGUUCGUCUCAAUACAGUUAGCCUUAGUCACGGACAGGCAGCAUUUUUUCAAAGACAGACAAUUGUUAGACUUUCGUGACUCUAAAUCACGUUCUUCCAAGAUGGGCACGCAGUCUCAUUUAUCAUUUUUUCUAAAUAAAACCACAAAUGAAUUUGUUAAAAACCGUAACAAAAAUACCCGUCAGUUGACAUGGUCAGAAUAUCAACAAGAUUCGUCUGCCAAAACAGGCAAUGCCCUGAUAGACAAUUACGGCAAGAAUGACUUGACUCGGCCUGGUGAGAACGGGGUGGGAGUCCACUUUGUUGGCGAGGAGAAAGAGCAAGCCAGCCAGCUAAUUCAGCAGUUUAACCUAAACGUAUUGGCCAGCGACAAAAUACCUCUAAACCGGAUGGUCCCGGAUUCAAGAUUCCCUGGCUGCCGGUCAGUGACGUACGAGAACGAUCUGCCAACAGCCAGCAUCAUAGUUCCCUUCUUCGACGAGUGGCCGUCCAUCCUGCUGCGCACCAUCUACAGCAUUGUGAACCGGACACCGCGCAAACUGCUCAAAGAAAUCAUCCUGGUCGACGACGGGAGUCAGAUGGAGGAGAUAAAGUCCAAUCUUGACACCUACAUAGAAUCUCAUUUCCCCAUGGGCCUCGUGAAGGUGAUCCGGGUGCCGAAACGCCUGGGUCUCAUCCAAGCGAGGCUGAUCGGGUACAGGAACUCCACUGGGGACGUCAUCAUAUUUUUUGACAGCCAUAUGGAGGUCAAUAUUGAUUGGCUGCAACCACUUCUUACGGAAGUGAAACGCGACCGCAGGACCAUUGCCAUGGGUGCCUUGGACUAUAUCCAGCUUGACUCCAUGCAGUACAAGCACUACACAGACUAUAUGACCAGAUACGGGUUCGACUGGCGGCUCGUCUUCUUCGAGACCUUCUUCAGGAAUGACCAAGUGGGCCCCAAACCGGAGUCAACCAGACCCGGAACGGUGAUGGUGGGUGCUGCCUAUGCCAUUGAUCGUCAGUUCUUCCAUGAGAUAGGGGAAUAUGACGAGGGGAUGAAGGUGUGGGGAGGGGAAAACCUUGAAAUGGCGUGGAGAAUCUGGCUAUGCGGCGGUCGCCUGGUGCACGCUCCGUGCUCGCACAUAGGCCACGUGGCGCGCUCGCAGCCGUACAGCUUCCCCGGGGGUCGAGAGCAUAUUGAGCAGUACAACUACAAACGGGCCAUCGAGGUGUGGAUGGAGGAGGAACAUAAGGAGCUCAUCUACAACUACUUCCCAAAUAUGAAGACCCUUGACGCGGGAGACCUAUCGGCAAGACGGGCACUAAAAGCGAGGCUGCAGUGCAAACCUUUCUCCUGGUUCAUGGACAAUAUAUGGCCGGAAUUAUUCGUACUCACUAGGAACGUGUCCGCAUGGGGCUCGGCGCGGAAUCUGAACACAAACAAAUGCCUGGACAACCACAACUACCUGUUCCAGGCAGAGGAGACCUUGUUCCUGGAGCCAUGCCAUUACCAGUUAGCAUCGCAGGGUUUCUCGAUGACGCGCGAUGGCCGGCUUCGUACCUCUCUCCAGUGUGUCGUGGUGAAGGGCGCCACCCCCGGGGUGCGACCCAAGCUGGAGGACUGCAUAAUCGGGCCCAAGGACACCUGGACUCACUCUCAGAGUAGCUACAUCAAACAUGACGGCACAGGCCUGUGUCUAGAUAUAGACGAUGGCGGUGUCAUUAUGCGGGCGUGCGACCCAAUGUCCGUAACCCAGCUUUGGCAGUUUAACACUUACGUCCCCUUAAAACGCCAUCCAUAGACACAAGGAUAGUCUACGAAACGGUGCUAGUGUUUUAAUAAUCUUUAUGUCGAAACGUUUUUAUUGUCGACUGUAUUUUUAUUGAUGUUCUUUUGAUUUUACGCAUCCAUAUUCACAUUGAUAGUCAUAAUCGGGUUUCAUACUAGUAAAUUAUCUUUCCGUGGUCGAAAGAAGCGCCUUUCUUUUAAGAGUGUAUUUUCUCCUCCGAUAUCAAAGCAAUUUAAGUAACCCCUACCUUUAGAUUAUACAUCAUCGUUCAGAACCCGCGUUCUCUCAAAUCCGGUUUGCUUAUUAAUUGACCGUGGGAUAUAAGAAUUAGUGUCGUUUCUUUUUAAAUUGCAAUAUUUUGACGAUGAAAACCAUCAUGUACGCUUAUAAAUAACGAUUGUAUAUAUGCCAGUUGGAAACUCUAUCAUAUUGUUGCAUAAUCCUGUCGUUUUCUCCAAAUCCAUUGACAAACAGAAACGGGCAGUGAUCUGUAAAUGUUAAAUGGCUGUAUCGACGUACAUGUUUGUAUUUAAUUCAUAUUCCGGAAUGUGACGGCAAUUUAACUGGUAGUUUCUAUUGCACUGUGUGCAAAUCUGAACAGAAAAUUAAAUGACCAGUUAGUUUUUUUUUUCACGAAUAUUCAAAUCUCAUAAACUUUUAUUAUAUUAAAAAAUCAAAUAUCCCAAACAUAACAAACAUAACAAACAUAACAAAGGGCUGUUUUUUGUUUCAAAAAUGCAUAAUUAUUUAUUCACGGUAUCUUACAACGUAUUAUAAAAACUAAACGUGUGUUAUAGAUCUCCAUAUUACCAGAUAAGUCUAUAUAAGAUUAACGUGUGUUAGAGUCCUCAAGUAUGAAUUAAAGUAUAAUUCCCUCAUAUUCGCUAAUAGUUGAUACCUCAUACGUUUUUGAUAACUUAUUGUUUUCAUCAAUUAUAUAUUUAUAUGGAUGUUUUUUUAAGGUUUUGGAUAUAUUUGCGAAUUCUGUGAAUUACUUUGAUUCGUUCUUGCUUAAAUCCGCGUGUCAAGCUAAAAUAUUAAUAUGUUGUUCUGUGCUUCGAAAUUAUGCUGUGCUACCGGCAGUGCCAUAGUAAAAAUAUUUCGUGUAAAUGGGUACGGAAGGAUAGCAUAGUGCUCAAAGAUGUGGUGAAGGUUAAGAAAGGUAACGGACAUAUAAUCAUGACGGUUUUGAAAACAAUCAUGAUAGACAAUGAGUGCCGCCAUAAUACUGCCAUUUGUGUUCUCCCCAUGUGCAUGUAGGUCACAGAAUGUAAAGUCUCUGACAAUGAUACUCAGUAUAGUGCAUUGUAUUAGAAAUGUAAGAUAUUGACAUACAGGGGCUUGUUCACACAUAUAUGUAGAUGAAUGCAGUUUCAGAAUUGUUAAUCACUUUAGCAUGUUCUAAGAUAACUAGGAUACAUGUUUUUGUGCUUGAGUCGUUUUGUAAAUAUCACUUUACUGAACUUACUUAUUUUAGGUAUUUAUUUUUAUGUUUUCGAUUUAGUUGUUGUGUUUGACUGAUUUUACUGGUUUUAUGUAUUUACGCACUUGUGUUGAAUGUGCUGAUGCGAUAACAUUAUUUUACUAAAUUUACUGUUUUUAAGUAUUAAAUGUACUUGUUAUUUGAGUCGCUGUGUUAAUGUUAUUUUACUGAAAUUGCUGGUCUGAUGCUGUGGCAUAAGGUCCAUUUUUUGCAUGACGCGACUCCCAUAAGUAUCACCAACUGUAUAUGUUAAGCCCUUUUAAUAUGUUAAUAAACGAUUGAAAAGCAUGACUUAAAAAUAUAAA
Dreissena polymorpha is the source of this 4488-nucleotide messenger RNA. Its product is annotated as polypeptide N-acetylgalactosaminyltransferase 13-like. Bases 850 to 2712 code for a protein of 620 amino acids. The transcript is spliced from 13 exons. Gene Ontology annotation, cellular component: Golgi apparatus. Lineage: Eukaryota; Metazoa; Mollusca; Bivalvia; Myida; Dreissenidae. The record is from RefSeq and is a predicted model, not a curated record.